AGCAAAAACAGUUAAAGAAUAAAUAGUUAAACAACUGAAACAACUAAAUAACUAAGAUAAUGUGGCUAAAGUAUUAUGCAUAUGGUCAGUUGAUUGUGGCUUUGUUGCUGCUUCAUUUCAAUGUGGUACAUACAAGUGCAGCCAAUAUAGAUCAAUUGAACAACAAUCAGCAACAAUUGCGGCAGCAACAUCAGCAAACAUUGGGACAAGCAACAGUAACAUCUGCACAACGUCAGCAGCAGCAUUCACACCAUGUACAAACUCAAACGCAAAAUCAGCUUCAGUCUCAGCAACCAUUGCCAUCUGGCAUAGCGGCACACCCAGCUAAUGGCAUUAGUAGCAGCAUCAGUACUAACAGCAUUUUACAUAGCUCAAAUGCUGGACAUCAGCAUACCGAAACGCAAGCCAUACCAUCUUCUUCGUCGUCAACCUCAUCAUUAGCUCACUUGCCUCAAGCUCAAUAUGUAGUUAAUGAUAAAGAAGCUGUAAUGCAAGAGGUAUUAAAACAUUUUCAUACCGAUGAUGAUUUAAACGAUCCCUAUCAAAUUCUCAAUGAAAUAAAGAGAGAAACGCAUGUCAACACAUACCAAGGACCACCACCGCCGCCACCAUUUAUGUCAGCAAUUCCAUCUUCACCCACCUAUCCUUGGAAUUUAUAUGACAGAACUUAUGCAACCAACAAUUUGCCACCUCCCCCGAUGACUGGGUUAUUUUCACAUAUUUUUAAUCCUUUUGAAGCUUUUUCAACACCAUUUCCUGUUACACCACGAUUUAUGCCCAUCAUGAGUUAUCCUCAACCGGUAUAUGUGCCCUAUCCGUUUAUAAUGUCACCAGAAAUGUUUUAUCCCAGCUACUCAACUCUGCCACAUUUAGCUAAUGACUAUGAAGACUCGAUGUCACGUGGUGCUGGCUCAUCCAGACGUCCAGCUGCUACACAACAUCCUUCUUCUUAUCCACGCAAUUCUCCUAUCUAUUAUGUUCGUUUACCACCUACACCAUAUAUGUUCUUACCAAGCCUAGGCUUAAGCUCCACCUCUGCAAACAUGCCCGGUUAUCCUACUAUGUUACCGUAUCAGUCGUUACCUCCCUUUCCGCCAUUUUCCUCCAUUUACAAUGUCCCCAUAAAUUUUUUGGCCAAUGGUAAACCCACUAAUAUCUAUCAAAUGAGUGCUCCUCCCAAUGAUGUACAAAAUCCUUUGCAGUUCGCUAAUAUACCAUCCAGCUUUAAUACACGCCCUCCACCACCUCCUCCGCCUAAUGCUUAUAGACCCUCACACAAUUACUUUAAUGUCCCAUCGCCUACUACAUCAUCAAAUUAUAUCCCAUAUCCUGGCUCUGCAACUUCGUCCUCAUCAUCAUCAUCUCCAUCGUCACCCACAGCAUCAACUUCAUCGUCUUCACAUCAGGACUCGAAAUUGACUUCUCUAAAACGUCCAUAUUAUUUCAAUGGUCGUCCGGAGGAUAUUUAUAUAUUACCAAAUAAUUUCAAUCCUUUAUAUUCAUCAGAAAGUAGUUAUUAUUAAAAAC
Molecule: messenger RNA, 1527 nt
Organism: Lucilia sericata (common green bottle fly)
Lineage: Eukaryota; Metazoa; Arthropoda; Insecta; Diptera; Calliphoridae
Product: extensin
Exons: 1
Coding region: 60-1523 (487 amino acids)
Source: RefSeq, a predicted model, not a curated record